AUGAUUGAACUUGAAACUCUUUACACAGAAAAGCAGGGAGAUGUGGAAAUCGGAUUGCAAGAACGAAAUGGACAGCUGGAAGUGGAUAUUAUUCAAGCCCGAGGAUUGACCCCAAAGCCUGGCUCUAAAACCCUUCCAGCGGCAUACAUCAAGGCCUAUCUCCUAGAAAAUGGGGUUUGCAUUGCAAAGAAGAAAACUAAAGUGGCUCGCAAGUCUUUAGACCCCCUGUACAAUCAAGUGUUACUUUUCCCAGAGAGCCCGCAAGGUAAAGUACUUCAGGUGAUCGUCUGGGGAAACUAUGGGCGCAUGGAACGCAAGCACUUCAUGGGUGUUGCUCGGGUCCUCUUGGAAGAACUGGAUUUGUCCACUCUGGCAGUUGGUUGGUAUAAGCUUUUCCCAACCUCUUCAAUGGUGGAUCCUACUACUGCUCCCCUCCUGCGCCAGUCCUCACAGCUUUCCCUAGAGAGUACAGUAGGACCUUGUUGUGACAGAUCUUAAUGAGCAAGGAAGUACUAAGGGUACUGAUUCUAUUUUUAAGAUCAUGAUCUCAAGGUUUUGUUUGCCUGAACGCUGUCCUCAAGUGCAUUGCAUCUUCAAUCAGUCCCUGGGGGAGUCUGAAGGUGAGGAUAGCCAAGUAACCUUGAUGAAAUCAAAAUGGAGGCCACUGACCUUUCUCCAUCCAAGUAGGAGGAGCUGUGGGGCACAAGUCCUAAUUAUGAAAUGAUGCUGAUAAGACACACUUUUCGGUUUUUCAUUUAUUCACUGUCAUCUACACAUCUUCAGAUCAAUGUAACAUCUUGAAAUGUUGCAACCAUUUAUUCUCAUUGGGGAAGAUGUUCUUUUUUAAUACUAUUUUACAAAUUUGAAAAUAAAAUGAACUUUGGCUAUUCUUAAUUAUUCAAAGCAAACAUCUGACCUAAAUAACAGCAGUUUCAGGGAAACUUUAUGGAGUUUGUAAAUGUUCUUUUUCCUUUUUAAAGAAUGGGGAGGAGGGAGAAAGAACUGCAAUUAUUUCUUAGAGCAAGUUGCAUUUAAGGUACAAGUACCAUUGCUGUAUUUUUUUUAAUACUGUGCCAAAUUACCAGCAGUGUCUUCUACUACUAUAGGACUUAGGUCAACAAUACUGCUGAAGAAUUAUUUUGUGGGAAGAACUAGAAAUGUUCUAGGUCACUCAGUUGCAACACAGAACAUAGCAAACCACAUAACUGGAACACUGCACAAAAAUUACAAAUUGGAAAAUUUGUAGCGAUUAGGUUUAUUAUUGGAUAUGAACAUUGUCAGCACACAAAGACACACACCAUACGUUACCUCAGCUUUUGCUGUGCUUUUUCUCGUUGUGUCUUCUUAUUCCCAAAUUCUAGCCAUGCUUUGGAUUUUUAGUGCAUAUCUUUUGAUGUAGAAUAGGGUUUGGUUUCAAGGACAAUAAUUUAUUCCACUAUUGCAAAUAAAAUUACAAUAUAAAGGUUUGCUUUAUUUAAGGGGAAGAUACAAGAAGGUGACAUUCCAUUCAUCAUCUGAGAGACAUGUGCAAAAGGUCUUGGGAAGCUACAUUUAACAGAAGGAAAUUUUAUUUGAUCUACCAGUGUUGCGAGGCAACCUGGAAAAAGAAGAGGAAAAGUUGGAUUUUUUUCAAAGUUCAGUUGCAGGAAGUAGAAAAGGCAUUUUCACAAGUGACUCUAAAAGCAUCAUGAGGUCUUUGAAAUUAUUUGUGUUCAUAUGUGAGUUAUUAUAAUGCACUUUUGAAUUAAUGAGCGCAGGGAAUAAUUAAAAUUGGCAUUUUGGCUUUCAUGUGGCUUUGUAUGCUUGUACAUAUAGCUAAUCUAUGAGUGAACAUGCCCUACUCGUAUUAUAUUCUUGAUUCCUCCAUGCAUCAUUAUACAAUUGUACAUGUUCCAGAAGCAGCAAAUAAGAAUAUGGCUUCUACUGUGCUAGAUAUAUUGAUAUACAUCUAGUAUAAAAAGAAGGUUUAUUUUUUAGCAGAGUUAGCUUUGAAUCAGCAGAAGAGGUGGAACUGUCACUGAAGGUUUGCAGAUGGAAUAAUGACUUUCUAACAAGUCACUUGUGAAAAUGCUCUAGUUGUUGCAAAUUACCUUUGGGAGAAUUUGAAACUAUAAUAAUAAUAAUAAUGUAAAUAUUUUAAAUUAGCCAAUAAAAAGGUUAGCUAUAUAUACACAUAUAUAAUAUAUGGCUAGACAACAAAUUUCAAGAACAGUUGGUGGUGGAUACUUUAAUCUCUACACUAGAUUUCCUGGGCAUUGUUCUAACUGAAGGCAGUAGAAUUGCCUCUCCAAUCUGGUCCUCACCAAAUGUUUAAUUACAAGGCCCUAAUUCCCAGGCAGCAUGAUGGAUGUCCAUAUUUGGCUGGGAAUUCUGGGAUUUAUACCCCAACACAUCUAGAAGUUAACAUUCAUAAGAAGACUGCAUUAGAGACAGCUGUUUUAAACAGUGUUUCAUGCCAGGAUUAGAAAUUCUAUCUAGAUGUUAUUAUAUUCCUUUUAGUUUCUACUCUAAUGAUUGCUAUGUUUUUCUGUUAGAAUGGCAACGGUUGUCUUCAUUUCACAAGUCAAGAUUCCAAACUAUGUAUUAAUAUUUUGGAGCCAACUGAAAAUGGCUUCCUAACCUGUUAUUACAGCACAAAGUAGUAAUCAGGGGACACAAAAAAAGCAUGGCUAAAGCAUGACUAUAGGGAUACCCAUAGAAUGAAAUCUAGACAGUUGUAUGUUAUAUGUAGCAUUUUAAUGGUUUGUAAAAUAACAAUCAAAUGUUGAUCGCAAAAUCAAUAGGUCUAGUAUGAACUCUGCUAGGAAUAAUCUAAUAUAGAUAAUAGAAUACAAGAAUGAUGUUAAUUUUAAGCAUUUACAAUCAUAAAACCUCCAGAGUUUCAAUCUGAUUGUCUAAAACUAUUUUAUUUAUGUGCUUUCCAGAGAAUUUCUUUCAACAUUCAUAUCAGAGAAUUUCUGUGUAUAGACUGAAGGAAGAUAGUUGCAGUAUAGACACUGGUCAAAGUAUGUUAUGACUCUUUAAGUUUAUUUUUUUAAAAACCUUAUACUUCAAGUUGGUAUAUAUUCAUACUUAUGUAUAGUAAUUAUUAGGCAAUAUUGUACAAUAUCUGUAUGAAUUAGAAUAGUUUAGGUUAGAUUUAAUAGUUGGUAGCCAAUCUAACAAUCUUGUUGUUUAGAAGAACUAUAGGAAACUGAUGCAUUUCAGGAUUGGGAACUGAAAGGCAGAUGUUCAUGUUUUAUAAAUUCAGAAGAUGUUUUGGUUAUUUAAACUUAUAAAUCUGAUCGUAUUUUGUAUGUGUUCUGCAAUCAGCUGCCAAUUUUUACUGCAAAUUUAAAUAUCUUUUAUUCUUAUAUUCCCGGGAUAAUUAUAACAAAAUAAAAAAAAGACAACAAAAACUGCAUCAGAAAAAAAAACCAAGGAUUCCAGUAAGAGAUUGUAUUAAAUAUAGCAAAAUAGAAUAGAAUAUUAACAUGAUUAAAAUUCACUUCUUAAUAGACUAAAGCCCUGGGAGCAUAAAAAAGAGUUUUGCAUGCCUAGGGCAAAAACCAUUGAUAAAAAGUUGAGUGGACAAAGAUGAUAAAGUUUUCAGUAAGUUCUCAUCCUCUGAGAAAUUCUGCCUAAAGCUAUCUUGAUUGAGAAGUAUACAUUAUGGCAUAUGAUUUAAUAUAUGUAAAUGUACACCCUGCAUUUGCAAAUAGGCAAUGAAAUAUAAAGCUAACAUACAUUUGUGAUUUAAAUAUUUACUUACUGUAAUAUACAGCUAUCUGACUUGGAAGGUUGCAAACAAUAAUUAAUAUGCAAAAUUGUUCAGCAAAGUACCAAAAGUAGUAGAAUACCAUCUGCAUUGAAAUAUUUCUGUUAAUUCAAGUCAUCUCAGUAUUGGCUUUACGAUCAGGUUAAAAGCUGGUUCCAAGCCUGCUGAAUAAAUCACUGUUGUAAAGUGAGAUAUAAAUUGCUAUUUGAUCUAGAAUAAUUUCGAAUACGUUAUUAAACCAUAUGCAUAAUGCACAUAGUGAUUGUUUUUAAAUGAAGAAUUGAAAAUUGAUUUAUUGAAAUUCAGGUUUUAUGCUCUUUGUAAGCAUGCGAUUCCAUUAAUUGGUCUGUAUACAAAUUAUUUACAAAUUAAUUGAAAUUUGUUGAAAUAGCAGUCAAGGUUACUAACUCCUCUGUAAAGUUACGUCAGUGAUAGUAUUAAAUAAAAAUGGUGCCAGAGGGUAAACAACUUUUACAGUGCUCCUCCAAGUCAUUUUAUGUGCCCUGCAUCUCAUUCACGCUCGGAGCAGGAGAACAAGAGUCACAAAUUGUAGUUUCCACUUCUUGGUUAAGCUCUCUGCAUCCUCUAAAGCAGUGGUCACCAACCAUGAUCUGUGGACCACUGGUGGUCCGCAGAAAAAUUAUUUGCAUGUUUUAU
Molecule: messenger RNA, 4414 nt
Organism: Thamnophis sirtalis
Lineage: Eukaryota; Metazoa; Chordata; Lepidosauria; Squamata; Natricidae
Source: RefSeq, a predicted model, not a curated record